AUGGAAGGGUCCAUUCAACUCCUGGCCUGCUUGGUGUGUGUUGUCCCCAUGGGAUCACUCGUGAGAACUAAAAGAGAUACUACUGGGAAUUUGCUCAACACAGAGGUGCACAGCGUGCCCGCGCAGCGCUGGUCCAUGCAGGUGCCGUCCGAGGUGAGCGCGGCGGCUGGCGACGCGGCGGUGCUGCCCUGCACCUUCACGCACCCGCACCGCCACUACGACGGGGCGCUAACGGCCAUCUGGCGCGCGGGCGAGCCCUACGCGGGCCCGCAGGUGUUCCGGUGCGCGGCGGCGCGCGGCAGCGAGCUGUGCCAGACGGCGCUCAGCCUGCACGGCCGCUUCCGCCUGCUGGGCAACCCGCGCCGCAACGACCUGUCGCUGCGCGUCGAGCGCCUCGCCCUGGCCGACGGUGGCCGCUACUUCUGCCGCGUGGAGUUCGCAGGCGACGUCCACGACCGCUACGAGAGCCGCCACGGCAUCCGGUUGCGCGUGACCGCGCCGCCGCGGAUCGUGAACAUCUCGGUACUGCCCGGCCCUGCGCACACCUUCCGCGCACUCUGCACUGCCGAAGGGGAGCCACCGCCAGCCCUCGCCUGGUCCGGCCCUACCAUGGGCAACCACUCCGCUGCCGUGCCAGGUCAGGGUCACGGCUAUCAAGUGUCUGCCGAGCUGCCCGCGCUGACCCACGACGGCCGCUACACGUGUACGGCAGCCAACAGCCUGGGCCGCGCCGAGGCCAGCGUGUACUUGUUCCGCUUCCGCGGCGCCACGGGGGUCUCGGCGAUGGCGAUGCUGCUGGGCGCGUUGGGCCUCAAGGUGCUGCUGCUGCUGGGAGUUUUGGCCUCUCACGCCGCCCGCCGACGCCUAGAGCACCAGAUUACCCAGGAGACCCCACCUCGGCCCCAGGCUCAAGAAUCCAGUUAUGAAAAUUUGAGCCAGAUGCACUCCCGAGGCCCACCAGCUGCCACAUGUUCCCCGUGA
Messenger RNA from Castor canadensis (American beaver), 981 nucleotides. RefSeq names its product sialic acid binding Ig like lectin 15 (gene Siglec15). Gene Ontology annotation, cellular component: plasma membrane. Gene Ontology annotation, biological process: regulation of actin cytoskeleton organization; regulation of bone resorption; regulation of osteoclast development. The record is from RefSeq and is a predicted model, not a curated record. Lineage: Eukaryota; Metazoa; Chordata; Mammalia; Rodentia; Castoridae.